Molecule: messenger RNA, 764 nt
Organism: Lactuca sativa (garden lettuce)
Lineage: Eukaryota; Viridiplantae; Streptophyta; Magnoliopsida; Asterales; Asteraceae
Product: LIM domain-containing protein WLIM2a
Source: RefSeq, a predicted model, not a curated record
AUGGCAUUCACAGGGACUUUAGAAAAAUGCAAAGUCUGUGAGAAAACUGUUUAUUUUCUUGAAAUGAUAUCAGCUGAUGGAAUCAAUUAUCAUAAAACAUGCUUCACAUGCAGCCAAUGUAACGGCAAACUUACGAUAAGCACUUAUUCCUCAUUGGAAGGAGUUCUAUUUUGCAAACCACAUUUUGAGCAAAAGUUCAAGGAGAGAGGAGGUCUUCCUAAAGUCACACCUGCGAAUAAACCGAGUGAUACGGGAAAAGCCCCAAAUAAAUUUUCUGCCUUGUUUUCUGGAACCCAAGAUAAAUGUGCAGCUUGUAAGAAAACUGUGUAUCCACUGGAAAAGGUAACUGUGGAAGGUGAGUUUUAUCAUAAAGCAUGUUUCCGAUGCACUCGAGGAGGUUGCUUUCUUACUCCAUCAAAUUAUGCGGCUUUAGACGGAAAUCUAUUCUGCAAACCACAUUUCUCACAGCUUUUUAAAGAGAAGGGAAGUUAUUCUCACCUCAAAGAAGCGGUGAAGAAAGCUACAACAUCAAAAGAAGGUGGCGAAGAGGCAACAGAGGAAAAAGAGGAAAAAGAGGGAGCACCGGAAGAAGAACAGGAGUAAAAUGAAAAGUGAACGUCUUAACUGUCAAAAGAAAAUGAAUCAAAUUAGGAAUAAAUUAAAUUAUAAAAUCUCAAAAUGAUUACAAAAGAUUUAAACUCUUAUUUAUUUACUUUACAUUCAAAUUAGGGAUGAUGAGAAACACAUGGUUUUGUGAGAGGUAA